GCCAGAGAUGACCUCCUGGUUCAAUUUCUUCACGUUCGAUCUGAUUGGGGAGCUAGCUUUCGGGGAGUCCUUCGGAUGCCUGGAAAGCUCCACCUAUCAACCAUGGGUAGCCAUGAUCUUCGAGGUCAUGAAGUAUCGUGGCUUUAUGCAGGCCCUCAACUACUAUCCCUCUGUGUCCAGCGCACUAUUGAGGCUCCUCCCCAAAUCCUACGCCGAAACCUUCGCCACUCACAAGCAGCUUACCCAUGAGAAGGUCCAGCGAAGGAUCGAGAGUAAGGUGACGUACAAUGACUUGACCGCCAAUCUUCUCAACCCAGACCACAAACUGGAGCGAUACCAGAUCGACGGUAACUGCUCGACGCUCAUUAUCGCCGGGAGUGAAACCACCAGCACAGCCCUGAGCGCUACAACGUAUUACCUCACUCAAUACCCAGAAGCCAAGGCUAAGGUGGUUCAGGAGGUUCGAAGCACAUUUCAAAAACCGGGGGAGAUCACUUCCAUCGGUGUGAAUCAACUGAAGUAUCUGCCCGCCUGCUUCACCGAGGCUAUGCGAAGAUUUCCGCCCGGGCCCGCCGUCUUCCCUCGGCGAGUUCCCAAGGAAGGGGCCUGGGUUGCGGGGCAAUGGAUCCCCGGGAGCAUGCAGGUGGGCAUCUGUCAUUUUGCCGCCAACAACUCACGUCUCAAUUUCCAGGAUCCCGAGAGAUUUAUCCCGGAGCGGUGGUUGGGCGAUCCGGCGUAUGCGAAGGACGAUCGACACGCGAUGCAGGUGUUCAGUGUCGGGCCCCGCAACUGUCUUGGGCAAAGUCUGGCCAAGCUCGAGUUGCAUCUGGUGCUGUGUCGGCUCAUCUGGGAGUUUGACUGGCAGCUGUCCCCGGAGUCGGAGAAUUGGGACUGCGAUACCCCUGUCUUCAACACCUGGGGGGUCAAGCCUUUGCGCAUCUUUCUCACCCCGGUCAGCCGCUGAGCGUCUGGAUACGUCGAUGUGCAUGAAAUAUGGUUAAGGUUGACUUUGUGUGGCAAACUGUAAUCUCGGAGGUUUUUCGGGACGGGCGAGACUGUCACCACAUAUAAGCUUCGGCAUGGUAAGGCUAUCCAGCCUGUGACAUGAUCGAGCCGUACCCCAUCUCAGCGCUCACAUUCAUUGAAUUCCUG
Aspergillus aculeatus ATCC 16872 is the source of this 1152-nucleotide messenger RNA. Its product is annotated as cytochrome P450. The record is from RefSeq and is a predicted model, not a curated record. The coding region runs from base 8 to 964 and encodes 318 amino acids. Gene Ontology annotation, molecular function: oxidoreductase activity, acting on paired donors, with incorporation or reduction of molecular oxygen; monooxygenase activity; heme binding. NCBI's taxonomy places the organism in Eukaryota, Fungi, Ascomycota, Eurotiomycetes, Eurotiales, Aspergillaceae. The transcript is spliced from 2 exons.